Molecule: messenger RNA, 814 nt
Organism: Homo sapiens (human)
Lineage: Eukaryota; Metazoa; Chordata; Mammalia; Primates; Hominidae
Product: laforin-like
Exons: 3
Coding region: 1-732 (243 amino acids)
Source: RefSeq, a predicted model, not a curated record
AUGGUGCGGAGUCUGCGGGGGGAGGGCGGGUGUUCAACGGGCUCCAAAGGAAGGAGCUCGUGGCUGACGCCUGAGCCUCCAUGUUAUGCCUCCCCCGCCCAAAUCCCAUUUCCACGCCAAAUAUUAUUAAAUUUGGUUUCUCCUCCUCCUCCUCACGCAAGUUCUCUUUCUCUCGCCAGCACCUCCCCCACGUUUUCCUGCUCUCCACCAGCCGGGCCGGACUCCUCCCGGCCCCCAGCGGCGCGCUUCCCUGGCCCGCUGGCCCGCGCCGCCCUCCGCGCCUGCGGCUGCGCGCACUGGGCUGCCUCCGGGGCUGGCAGGGCAGCGGCGGCCGCGGCGGCGGCGGGGCCGGGAGCGAGCGGCGGCGGCGGCGGCGGCGUGGGGAGUGGCGUGGAGCGGUGCCUGGGGCUGCAGCAGCACGGGGACCCGGCAGUAGAAAGCCCCGGGGACAAGGAAGGAAGGCUUGGCCGCCAAAUCCCUGAGCAACCGUUCUUCUUGGAUUUUGGGGGGAGCCUGCCCCCCCCACUUCGUCUUCAAACGCCCCCAUCUCACCCCCCCACAGCCCCGGCCGCUGACGGGAGGAGGCGGCGGCGCCAGCGGGGGGCUGAGGGGCGCCGCCAUGCCUCUCCCGCGGUGAAGCGCCCCGGCCGUGAGGAGCCGCUGGUCUCCCCGGUGAUGUUCCCCAGGCGGCAGGCGAAAGCGACUCACUCGAGCCCUGGGGUAAAGGCCUAGCUUAUCCAGCUUCCUUCCUCCUCCUCCUCCUCUUCCCCUCCCCCUCCCCCUCCUCCUCUCCCCCCUUCGUCCUCCCCUCCCG